Kickxella alabastrina is the source of this 429-nucleotide messenger RNA. Its product is annotated as chromatin-remodelling complex, RSC SWI/SNF subunit Rsc7/Swp82. The annotation marks the transcript as partial. The transcript has a single exon. The record is from RefSeq and is a predicted model, not a curated record. Lineage: Eukaryota; Fungi; Kickxellomycota; Kickxellomycetes; Kickxellales; Kickxellaceae.
AUGCACGUGCCCCAAGGCGGCCUCGUCGCGCCAACUGCCACUGUCAGCUCGUCGGACGACAGCGAGGACGAGGCCGACUCGGAGGGCGAGCGCAAGAUCGACACGCUGGGGCAGCUGCUGGGCGGGCGCGAAUUCAUCUGCCCAGUGGUGACGUCGCCGUUCCGCAGCAACCCACGGCGCCAGUACAUCCUGACGAUGGACUGCUGCCGCUUCACGGGCGCGCGCGACUCGUACAUGCUGUUCAAGCAGCACCCGCGUAUGCGGCGCGUCGAGACAACGCAGCGCGAGCGCGACAUGCUGGCCGACAGGCGGCUGAUCCCAAAAGUAACGCGGUUCCGGCCGAUCGCCAUGAUCACGGCGCGCACGGCCUUCCGCGAGUUUGGCGCGCGCAUCGUCAAGAACGGCCGCUACGUCACCGAUGACUACUGG